CUCCUUAGGAUUAACGGCGCAGUUAAUACGCAUCCUCGCUUCAUUAUUGACGCGCUCGCUGGAGUAUAAUUCCUAAAGUACCCUCGUGACUUGGAAACGGACGCGGUUGUUUAUCCCUUAUUUUCUGUAAUGUGGGAGGAUAGAACGGUCAGUUAACUGAGUUGCCGGAAACUGAAGCCUAGAGGGGUCCGGAAGCAGAGCUGCCGCUCGAGGAGAAGGGUGUGAAUGCAAAUUAAGUUAAUGGUAGGGGGUUGUUUGGGGAGUAAAACGCUUCCCGGCAGGUAAAGAAAGAUGUGCUCUUUCUUCGCCAGUAUAAAUAAUUACCUUUAACCCCUCCCUUUUAACUUUAUUUACUCCACCGCAGUCCUCCUCACCUUCGAAUAAACCAUAACUCGCUUCGCUUUUCUCUCUCUCUCGCCUUGCCGUUCCUCUUGGCUUCUAAUUCUCCAUCCCUCUCUCUCUCUCUCUCUCUCUCUCUCUCUCUCUCUCUCUCUCUCUCUUCUUUCUAAACCCUAACUUUGAGCACGAAGAAAGCCGGCAAUGGAGGUACCGGAGAACUGCCACGGCGGGUUCUGCGGUGCCGGGAACCCACAGUGCGCGCCGGAGAGGAAGGCCAGCGGGGGAGGAGCAGGAGGGGACCAGUUCGUCGUCGAGGACCUGCUCGACUUCUCCAACGAGGAGGAGGAGGAGGAGGAGGAGGAGGCGGAGGCACUCGCCGGCAGCUCAACGGACUCCUCCACCGUCACCGCCGUGGACAGCUGCAGCAACUCCUCCUCGGGCCCUGAGCCGCAUCCCUCCAGCGACAUCGUCUGCCGGAGCUUCGCCGAUGCCAGCCUCUCCGGCGACCUCUGCGAACCGUACGAAGAGCUUGCGGAGCUCGAGUGGCUGUCCAAUUUUGUUGAGGAAUCCUUCUCCAGCGAAGACCUCCACAAGCUUCACCUCAUCUCCGGCGCCAAUUCCACCGCCUCCUCCACUACGGCCGCCGCUGCAUCAGGCCGCGCCGACCAGGGGGCCCCCUUGCGCGCCGAGGCGCCCGUCACCGGCAAGGCGCGGAGCAAGCGCUCCCGCGGCGCGCCCUGCAGCUGGUCCUCCCGACUGCUCGUGCUCUCCUCGUCCCCGGAGUCGGAGCUCAUCGUGCCCCCCGGCGCCGCCGCAGGCAAGAAGGCCGCGAGGAAGAAGGACCCACCCGCCGCCGCUGCCGCCGCGGCAGACGGGCGGAAGUGCCUCCACUGUCAGACCGACAAGACGCCGCAGUGGCGGACGGGGCCGAUGGGCCCCAAGACACUGUGCAACGCCUGCGGCGUCCGCUACAAGUCCGGCCGUCUCGUGCCGGAGUACCGCCCCGCGGCCAGCCCCACCUUCGUGGUCUCCAAGCACUCCAACUCCCACCGCAAAGUCCUCGAGCUCCGCCGCCAGAAGGAGCUCCGGCAACCGCAGAAGCAGCUCCUCCAGGCCGCCAGCAGCGGCGCUCUCUACGACGCACCGACGCCGGUGGCCGCCGCUAACUUCUUGAUCGACGGCCCCGAUACCCGACAUCACAUCUGAUCUUGAUGUCUCAGAAGCAACUGAUCCCACUUCCGGGUGAAAUUAAUCCUCGUAGGUGUUAAGUUGGUGGAAUUUAGGCAUCUUUUUUGGUGGAUUUUCUUUCCCUAGGAAGAACUAAAUUGUAGCACGCGCAGCGCCGCCUUUUUCUUCUGUAAGCCAAAAAAAAAAGGACUUUUUCUGAGUAAAAAUAGUCAGAAUUAACAUCAAAAGCAUUUAAUA
Musa acuminata AAA Group (dessert banana) is the source of this 1764-nucleotide messenger RNA. RefSeq names its product GATA transcription factor 9-like. The record is from RefSeq and is a predicted model, not a curated record. Gene Ontology annotation, cellular component: nucleus. Lineage: Eukaryota; Viridiplantae; Streptophyta; Magnoliopsida; Zingiberales; Musaceae. Gene Ontology annotation, molecular function: zinc ion binding; sequence-specific DNA binding. The transcript has 2 exons. The coding region runs from base 541 to 1545 and encodes 334 amino acids. Gene Ontology annotation, biological process: cell differentiation; positive regulation of DNA-templated transcription.